CUUCACUCAGAAUGGAGUGUAAUGGAUGAACAAAAUGUAUCUGCUUCCCACCCCUAUUUGGUGAAGCCACGCCGCCGUAGCCGUUGGAUAUUGUCCGACAACAGCCCAGUAGCCACUCGAAUCUGUGUCUUAGACAUUGUCUGUCUACUUCCGUCGACCAGCACCUGGAUCCCUAUACCGAGAGGUGACACUCGCAAGAUGCUUGCCGAUAGCGGCCUCAUCAAGAAGCUACAGAUCACGUCAACAUCGACGGAAGACGAGCUGAAGCAUAUGAUCUCGAACCUCUUCAGCGUGUCCUUCAACCUCGCUGAAGAUGAGCUGCUUCCUUUCGACUACUUGCGAACGCAACCGAGUUGUAAGCGUCUGGUGCGUCCGGAAGUUACAGAGGACUGGCACUGGGGUGGACGUGAAGUGGCUAACCUGGCAGGUCAAGGCUGUUUGUAUAUCGUCUCCAAGAUCCCAUUGUCUUUAGAUUCAAAGGCUCCACUGAAAUCAAUUGUGCAGGAAGUGCAGAGACAAGCUGCUGCAGCUGCUGCCAUCGCUGCAACAUCUAUUGUAAGCACGUUGACCACGACAACCAACAUGACGACAGGGAUCUCACUGUCUGUAGAUGGCCAGACGGCUUCUCUGUCCCAAGUCCACUCCGCUGCCCCACUCUCGGCUACCGCCCAGACACAUGCCCUUGCACCGCUCACAGACAGCAGAACACGCAUGCGGAUAUGUACAAAGGAGAUCGUUUGCCUCCUGCCAACCUGCAUCACUUCUAUACCAAUCCCAAGAAGGUACACCCGGCGCAUUCUAGCUGAGAAGGGUCUCGUCCAAAAGAUACGUAUCGCCACCUAUUGGACAGAAGAACAAAUUAAAACCGAAAUCUCAUCUCUGUUUCGUAAGCCCUACGGACUUCAACAGGGCGAAAUCCUUCCGUUUGACUAUCUAUGUACAAAGCCAAACUGUAAACGACUGGUCAGAGCUUCAGCAUCCGAUUCCGUCCAGUGGGGUGGUCAAGAGGUCGCUAGGUUGGCUGGCCAGGGGUGUCUAUACAUAGUUUCCAGGAUUCCAUUAUACACAAAUACAAUGCCUCAUAUUGUGUCCAUGUCCAAAUCAUCGUCACCCUCACCGGCUCGUUACUCGCUAACCGCAAAUAAUUAUUACGGUAAUAAUUAUCACGAAGAUAGCGACGACGAUGGUGGUGGUGGUGUUGGUGUUGGCGGUAGUAUUAUCGGUGUCAAUGGUGGUGGUGGUCGUGGCAAUAGUGGCGUCGGUGUUUGCAAUGAUGAUGAUGUUGAUAAUGAUGACAAGGAUUACUUGCAUAUGAAAAUAUAUCCUGUGUUUUAAAAGCGCCUCUCCCCCACCCCCCGGAAGAAUUACAGAAAAAAAAACAAUUUAAAAACAAAAGGAAAAAACCAUAAAAUACAUAGAAUCAAGCAUGAGGACGAGAAGACUGUCAAUGAUGAUGAUGAUGAUUCUGGUGAUGAUGAUGAUGAUGAUGAUGAUGAUUAUGAUGGUUACUGUUGCAGUGGUGAGGACUAUUUACUUAUGAGGUUGUACCCUGGAUUGUCAGAGCCAGAAAUAGAUUUGGUGGGUGAGAUUCAAUAAAGGUGGUGGUGGUGAUGAUGAUGAUGAUGAUGAUUAUUGUGGUGGUGGUGGUGGUGGUGAUGAUGAUGAUGAUGAUUAUUAUGGUGGUGGUGGUGGUAGUGGAUGGAUGCUGGUGUGAAAUGUAAUUGUCUAUGCAGAGAAUGAUGAUGAUGAUGAUGAUGAUAGUUAUUGUGCUGAUUGUGGUGGUGGUGGUAGUGAUGGUGGUGGUUGUGGUGGUGGUGGUGGUGGUGGUGAUGGUGGUGGUGGUGGUUGUGGUGGUGGUGGUGGUGUUGGAUGGAUGCUGGUGUGAAAUGUAAUUGUUUAUGCAGAGAAUGAUGAUGAUGAUGAUGACGAUGACGAUGACGACAGUGACUGAUAAUAAUCUAAAUGUAUUCUUCACAGAAAUGUAAGUAUGAAAAUACCACAGAAGCCAACCCCAAGAAACACACACAUACACACACACACACACACACACACACACACACAAAUACACACACACACACACACAAAUAAAAUGC
Molecule: messenger RNA, 2093 nt
Organism: Octopus sinensis (East Asian common octopus)
Lineage: Eukaryota; Metazoa; Mollusca; Cephalopoda; Octopoda; Octopodidae
Exons: 4
Coding region: 22-1335 (437 amino acids)
Source: RefSeq, a predicted model, not a curated record